CAGCUGCACUGGCCAGGGGAAGAAGAAGAAGAAUGAGUGUGUUUGAGGCCGGCAGAUGGAAGGCCCUGUGUGAUGAAGGCUGAUUAUGCCCAAUGUCACACAAGAGAUGAUAUUCUCUCUUCACAAAGAGUCAUAACCCCAUUAACAUGUACCCCAUGCUACCAUGGCAACAGAGAACUCUUCCUCCCCAGAGCCACACUCCUCUCUUUGUCCUACAAAGUCUGCUGCUGUGUUCCCCUGUCCUGGGGAGGAGGGGUGGCCAGUGUGAAUUAGAGGACAGGAAUGUAGGGAACCCCCCCCUUGUGGAUGAGCCCUGGCCAUUCCCCCAUGUCACCAUCACAUUUCCUUCUUUAAAAUCUUGGAGCCAACAGGAGCAAAGGAGAGAGGAGCUGAGACUCUGGGAGCGCACAAGGACAAACCACUAGCGGAGACAGACAGACAGAGGUUGGGCACAUCUGCAGCACGCCAUUUUAUAGGAAGGAAGAUGUCGGUGAUGGGGGCAGAACUUGCACUGCCUGUGAAUGCCACAAGCUUGGUUUGGGUGGAUACCUGUGUACGUGAGACCUCCCUGGAAAAUGCCCUUCUCUCCUUGUGCUACUUCCUGGGGCUGCUGGUGGGCGGCCUGGGAAACAUCCUGGCCCUCUCACUCUUCAUUCAAGAUCGACAGCAGCGGUCACCCUCUGACAUCUUCCUCCUCCACCUUGCCAUCUCUGAUCUCUUUCUGCUCCUCAGCCUCCCUACCAGGCUCUUCUAUCAUCUCUCAAGCAACAGCUGGCCCUUUGGAGCAUUGCCCUGCAGACUGUCUGCCUUUGUCUUCUACCUAAAUAUGUAUGCCAGCCUCUAUUUCCUGGCAGGGAUCAGCAUUGACAGGUAUCUGGCCAUUGUGCACCCACUCAACUCUGUUAAGAUUCGACGGCCUCUUCAUGCACAUGUGACUUGUGGCUUUCUUUGGGUAAUUGUGGCUUUUGCCACAGCCCCUCUUCUGAUUGGCAAUGGACAUGCAACAGAUGAUAGAGCUUGCCGCCUUCUAUAUCGUGAAACCCCAUCUUUGAGGGCAUUGUCAUCACUUAGUGCUGCCUUCGCCAUCCCUUUCUUGGGUACAGUCACUUGUUAUGGGCUCAUUCUCAAGCGCCUAAGGAAUGGGGGUGACCGAAAGCCUAAAGAGCGGGCAGUAAAGAUGGUUUUGUUGGUUCUUACAAUAUUCCUCAUCUGUUUUGUUCCAUACCACCUUAGCCGAGCUCUCUACCAUGUGCUGAUGCCUGGAGGUGAGGCUCAAGCUCCAAUGUCAUCUUGCAGUUUGAGGCAAGGACUGGCACUAGCCAAUCGCUUCACCUCCUGCCUCAGCACAUUGAAUGCUGCUCUGGAUCCUUUAGUCUAUUUCUUCGCUGUCAAGAAAUUCCGGGAAGCUCUGCCCUGCAGGAACAAGGGCCCUGAUGCAGCCAGGAGCAGGGAGGGAAAGACAGAGGAUAGUUCUCUCAGUGCAAAGACAGAAGUGUGACAUUCUCAGGAGUGAUGGGUAAUCGGGAGACAAACUGGAUUGAUACUGCCAAACCCAUAGGCUUACAGCAUAGAAAUAAGAUAAAAUAGAAUACGUAGGAUUUUCCUGCUGAAAUGAGACAAAUGAGGUCUUCAAAUAUAUAUAUAUCUUUAUUUACACAGAAUACCUCCAUUUCUGAAUAAUAUAAAAUAUAUGAUCAUAUUUAAAUAAUAUGGAUCAGCCAAAUCCUGGAUUCAGUGCACCCCUAGGAUUAUAGAUGUAGAAAACAAUAGAAACAUGCGGAGAGAGAACUUUGUCAGAAGAAGAAGAAGAAUGUAUUAGAAUUAAAAUAGGUUGGCGGAGAUUGGUAAGUGGGAAUGUAUAGGGAUGGGGUAGAAGGAAGCACAAGAUGGUGACUGUAUUUGGGUUGGAAGAAGGAAAGGUUAAAGACUGGUGAGUAGGAAACCCUUUAGCUGGAAAUCACUUGCAAUAGGACUUAUUGAUGGACGAGUGACACCCAUACAGAUAUCUUUCUGCAGUUCUCUGCUGCUGGUGUCACAUGGUGGCUUCUCAGGUGAGUGGUGUUUAGGCACCAUUAGUAACAGGUUAAAGGCGUGGGAGUUAGAGCAGUUGGCCAGUAGGUAUGGACAUAAUAAAGUUAGCAGAGUAAUAAUUAUGUUAUGGUUAAAUGUUCUACAGCAGGGCUGCCCAGACAGAGGGCUGCAAGAGACCUCUAAGAAUGGCCCUCAAUCCACCACUCAGAAGCUAAAUUGACCUCUGUGGGUGACAUAAUCACUUUAUUAGUAUCUGGCCCCUGAGCAUGUAGCAUAGCUAGUAAUUGGCCCAACAUGAAAAUAGCUGAACCAUGCUGUGCUAGAGAAUAUAUCAGGGUGUAGGAGCCACUCACAUGGAUGUUCUAUGGCAAUGAUCAUUUAGAAUUUGAUUGGGACAAUCUUGAGAAGCAUGGGGGCACAUAUAAUGGCCGACUUCAGCAUAGAGACACAUGCGCCAGCAGGUUUAGCCAUGGAUCCCCUGGUCAUAGUCAUCAUCUCUGAUUCUGUUGGAUCAGCUGUUGGUCAUUCAUUUCUAAUAAUGAAGUAUUAGGAAGGCUUAACUCCCUUAUAGUCACAAUGUGAGAAGCUAAACUGCAAUAAAGUAGAUUCGUGCAGUUGCACUCAUGGCAUAGCCUGUGUUGUGUUACCCCCUGUAUUUCAUGCCAUCCUCUUCAUUAAGUGACUCUGUGUUGUAAAAAAAUAUAUUAGGACAAUGGGCUUAGCCUAACUAUCUUGAAGUCGACCCAUUAAAAAGUGGAAUAGCACUAAUAGUACAAGGCACAAACUUGAUGGUUAUAUUUGUCAUCAUAUUGUAUGGAGGUGGUGUUGUUUCUGCCGAUCCCUGUAACGGGGCUCUACAGACUGUACAUACUCACUGGGUUACCCAGGUGUUACAUACAUUUACUAUUCUGAUAUUCUUUAUUGAAAAGGGAAUUUUUAUUUAUUAAUUUAUUUCUAUCAUUUAUUCUCUAUAGCAGCAAACGCAGGCAACUUUUUUUUUUUUAAAUUCUGUUCUUCCUUAUUUGAUGGAUUGGGUAAAAAGUGUUGGUUUAGGGGUUUCUGCUUAUUUCAAACAAUCCCAUUCAUAAGAACAGAUCAUGUAGAGACGAUAAGGUUUAAAGGAAGCACAGUGGGCACUGUAUGGAGAGAAGUUGCAACUUUGCCCUUUCCCUGGUUAUGGCCUCCAGUGCCCCAAACUGCCUUCUCUUUGCAUUGGGAGCCAAGAAAACUAUUGGUUCUUUGCAUUUUAAGGGAUUCUUAUAUAAUCCCUAAUCUUAAUGGGUUGCCUGUACAAACCCAAAUAUAAACACAACACAAACAACUGAUUUUUUAUUGUAUUGUUUUUAUUAGCUGUAAUAUUGAUGUGUAGGCAGCCGUAGCAGUGAGUCUGAGCCUGCGCUGCACAUUACGUUCUCUGCUUUACAUAACCUACUGUUUCUCCCACUCAGUGUAACUGAAGGAGUCAUGAACAACUUUGCUGUUUUACUAUUUAGUUUUAUUCUCAUACCUACCACUAGGUGGGGCACAGGGCAUGUUUAACAAUACAGGGGGCAGGGAGCUGCUAUCUUGCUCCCUUCCCAUUGUUUUGCUGAUUGGGCGCAGCAGUAAAAAGAGUAAAUGUUUAUCAAAGCUCUGAAAAACGGAUUUCAAUGCAGGAUUGUGCUAGAGCAGUGCUACUGACUGGUGCAUUUUAUAAAAUAAAUCCCUUUAAAUAUCUCUAAUGUGAGCAAUAAAUACAUAAUUUGCCUGAUUCUACACAGUUUUUCAGUAAUUAAUAGAGAACUAAACGUUGGGCUCCUGCAGGCACCCUGCUCCCCUGUAACUGAGCAAAGUAUGGUGGGUGUGGCUCUGGCAGGGCCACUAUAUUUACUAGAAAAGUUUACUUCUCCUUUAAUCAGCCCCAGGUCAUUUCACAAACAAAUAGUACAUUUAUAAAACUGCUUUAUCCCUCGUAUCCCUAGCAUUUAAUUACUGGUUUUUAUAUACUUUUCUUACUCAAUGUUUCAUUGAUUUACUUAAUAGUCUCCUUGCAUAAAUAUAUCUCUGUCCAAUGUUUAACUUGAUUUAUUAAAUGCAUUGAUCUACUCGCCUGUU
This is a messenger RNA of Xenopus tropicalis (tropical clawed frog), 4125 nucleotides long. RefSeq names its product G protein-coupled receptor 17 (gene gpr17). The record is from RefSeq and is a predicted model, not a curated record. NCBI's taxonomy places the organism in Eukaryota, Metazoa, Chordata, Amphibia, Anura, Pipidae. Gene Ontology annotation, cellular component: membrane. The transcript has 2 exons. Gene Ontology annotation, biological process: G protein-coupled receptor signaling pathway; signal transduction. Bases 485 to 1498 code for a protein of 337 amino acids. Gene Ontology annotation, molecular function: G protein-coupled receptor activity; oxysterol binding.